UCUACGUUUUGGACUGAAGGACCCUCUUAAGGAAAAAGAAAAAAGCCCCGGCGAGAAAAAAGUUUCACCUCCGGCGGGCACCAUGUUGAUGGAAAACAGGAUCCACUUGGAGCUCAGAAACAAGACACCAUCUGAAGUACGAGAACUCGUCCUCGACAACUGCAAAACGGCCGACGGAAAUACCGAAGGCCUCACGGAUGAGUUUGUCAACCUGGUUUUCCUCAGUUUGAUAGAUGUCGGCUUAUCAUCAAUCUCCAACAUACCCAGACUAGAAAAGCUCAAAAAGCUGGAGUUGAGCGACAACAAAAUCAGCGGCGGCCUGGAGGUCUUAGCACAGAAACUCCCCAACCUUACACAUCUAAGUCUGAGCGGCAACAAAUUGAAAGAACUCAGCACGUUGGAACCACUGAAAAAGCUGAAACACCUGAAAAGUUUGGACCUGUUCAACUGCGACGUGACCUCCAUUUGCGACUACAAGGACAGCGUGUUCAAACUGCUGCCCCAGCUCAUCUACCUGGACGGCUAUGACUGCGAGGACAAGGAGGCCUCAGACUCCGAUGUCGAGGUGGACGGCGUGGACGACGACGAUGACGAAGAAGGAGAGGACGAGGAGGAUGAGGACGGAGAGGACGAUGACUUAGAUGAGGAAGACGAGGACGAAGACGACGAGGAAGAGGUCGAGGGAGAAGAGGAUGAUGAUGAGGUCAGCUGUGAAGACGAGGAGGAGGACUACGGUCUGGACGGGGAAGUAGAUGAUGAAGAGGACGAUGAGGAUGAAGACGAUGAAGAUACAGCAACCGGCAAAGGUGAGAAGAGAAAGCGGGAAGCCGAGGAAGAAGAUGAGGACGAGGACGACGAAGAGGACGACUAGAAAGCAAGAGGAGCACAUUUAGCCACCCACCCACCUGACCUCCUCCGACUCGCAAUCCUCUACUCCACCACUUCCCGUAACCCCAGCUCCGAGCUCCUUUUUUGGGCCAAGACUAUAUUGGAUGGGUGGGUAGUGUGGAGCAACCGCCACCAACAACCCUCCUCCAAUCCCUACCAAACAACUUUUUUUUACCGACCUACCACCCCGUUCCUCGCCUCCAUGGAAGCGAAAGCCACCCGACCCCACCUUAACCCCCCCCCCCCCCCCUUCAAACAAUCCCGGGAUUCUCAGGCAGCCUGCCACUCAGCAUUCCACAAUUUCACUGUCAAUCCCACAACAUUUAUCCCGUGUGAGAACUUUGGGACUGGUCUAGUCUUUGGGUCUGUGCUUUUAAUAUUUUGUUGACUGAAAAAAAAAUUUUUUUUGGGGUUUAUUAUUUUCUUUUUCUUUUUGUGUUGUUUCCUUUCGCUUCCCUCAACCACCACCCCAAUAAAAUUAUUGCUAUAGCAGCUGUGCAGCCAGUGAGCCAUGCCAGUUUUGUUUUUUAGCGUGGCCACCUGUUGCACAAGUCAUGGUUGUAGCGACAUUUUUACUUUCUGUAUGGCAAAAAAAACUUUGUAAAUAAAAAAUUUAACAUUU
Syngnathus typhle (broad-nosed pipefish) is the source of this 1510-nucleotide messenger RNA. RefSeq names its product acidic (leucine-rich) nuclear phosphoprotein 32 family, member B (gene anp32b). Gene Ontology annotation, molecular function: histone binding. The record is from RefSeq and is a predicted model, not a curated record. Gene Ontology annotation, biological process: regulation of apoptotic process. Gene Ontology annotation, cellular component: nucleus. The transcript has 7 exons. NCBI's taxonomy places the organism in Eukaryota, Metazoa, Chordata, Actinopteri, Syngnathiformes, Syngnathidae. Bases 83 to 871 code for a protein of 262 amino acids.